Molecule: messenger RNA, 808 nt
Organism: Aspergillus japonicus CBS 114.51
Lineage: Eukaryota; Fungi; Ascomycota; Eurotiomycetes; Eurotiales; Aspergillaceae
Exons: 1
Coding region: 245-727 (160 amino acids)
Source: RefSeq, a predicted model, not a curated record
CCUACUGCCAACCGUAGUACCACGUCCCAGCGACUUCGGCAAUUUUAAGUCGCAUCGGCACGAUUCUCGAAGCAGAUGCGGCGCUAAGCGCCAGCAUAAACUGUCAAUCAUACCGAUUUCGAACAACAAAGUACAAUGCAAGAGAAUCCCCCUACAAUCACAUCAUGAUACACAGAUGAGCGGCAUGCGCGGCAAGUUGAUUCUCACUUAUAACAUGAGUUGAUGUAGGAGCUGAGCCCCACGGAUGCUCCUGACAGUUCUGGGGAUUAUGACCAGUGUCCGUGUUUCCAAAAUUCGGAAUACCGGGACUGCAGUCAGGCCAACUCAUGCUGAGAUCUCCAGUGAUUGUGGUCGAUGUCUCUUGCGGCUUCGAGACAAAUGUAAAAAGUUAUUUCUCGAGAGAUCCGAACUUUUUUGUCCACGGUCCUCGAGUCUACGGACCGGAAGUAUUGCUUGCGUCAGCGGCAGGAUGACCAUCUUCCACCUCCAAGCCAGAAAUACCUUUGAUAACCCAUUUGGAAGGACUUUGCAGACGACGUGGGGCAGACAUGGCGAUUGUCGAUUCGUGUAUACUGAGUCCCUUUUAUCAAGCACAACUCCCUUUGACUCCUGGACAUCACGAAAAAAAAAGCAGGGGUCCUUGCCAUCUCCGGCCUGCUGUGACGUGACAGCCAAUGAAUUUAGGGACAUAGUGACCUGUUGGCAAUUCACGACAGCGCAGACGUGAUGUUGCGAUGCUGAGAUUGGUGGGUGGACACCCCCUGCUGGUGACGCAUUAGUAUGGAGCAUUUCCUGCUGGGGAAGUAAC